AACUGCUCCUACGGCUUUAAGCUUUAAACCCCUCCUACUGCUUCUUGGAGAGGUCAUGCGACCCGAAGACCGUGUUGAGCUGCUGCGUCACGCGGAUGAAGGUCGUGCGCUUGGGCAGCUCCCGCAGCGACGCGGCCCCGACGUAGGUGCACGACGACCGGAUGCCGCCCAGGAGAUCGAGGAUGACGCCCUUCACGGGCCCCUUCGCGGGCACCUCGACGGCCUUGCCCUCGCUGCUCCGGUACUCGGCGACGCCGCCGGCGUGCUUCGUCAUGGCCACCGACGAGGACAUGCCGUAGAAGAGCUUGACGCGCGACCCGUCGGGCUUGACGAUCUCGUCGCCCGCGGACUCGUCCGUGCCGGAGAACAGCCCGCCCAUCAUGAUGAAGUCCGCGCCCGCGCCGAAGGCCUUGGCGGCGUCGCCGGGGCACGUGAUGCCGCCGUCGCUCACGAUGUGGCCGCCGAGGCCGUGGGCCGCGUCGGCGCACUCGAUCACGGCGGAGACCUGGGGGUAGCCCACGCCGGUCUGCUUGCGCGUCGUGCAGACGGACCCGGGCCCGAUGCCCACCUUGACGAUGUCGGCGCCGUUCAGGAUGAGCUCCUCGGUCAUCUCGUUCGUGACGACGUUGCCCGCCAUGAUCGUGUGCGUCGGCCACUUGGCGCGCGUCUCGCGCACGCGGUCGACGAAGCACUCGGCGUAGCCGUUCGCCACGUCGAUGCAGAUGGUCGUGACCUCGGGGCAGCUCGACAGGAUCGCGUCGACCUUGGCCGCGUCCGCCGGGCUCGUGCCCAUGCUCACGGCGACGUGCCUGGCCGCGGCCGGCGCCUCGGCCACGAACGCCCGCCACGCCUCGACGGGGUAGUGCUUGUGGAUCGCGACGAGGCACCCGUGCUCGCAGAGGGCCUUGGCCAUCUCGAACGUGCCGACCGUGUCCAUGUUCGCGACCACGACCGGCACGCAGGUCAGCGUGCGGCCGCUGUGCUUGAACGUGAUCGAGCGCUCCAUGCGCACCUCCUUCCGGCUCCGGAGCGUCGAGCGCUUCGGCCGGAUGAGCACGUCCUUGAAGUCGAGCUUCGUGUCCUGCGCGGACGAAACCGUCGGCGUCGCCGCGAGUAACACGUCGGCGCGCCGUCGCCGCGAGUAACAUCGACCGCGGCGCGGACGAAACCGUCGGCGCGCCGUCGCCGCGAGGAACAUCGACCGCCGCGCGGGCGAAACCGUCGGCGCGCAGCGCUGCCAUCGAUGGCGCUGAAGGCACCGCGAGGACGCCGGAAUCCGCACCUCCUCGACGCGCAUGCACUGGGGCCGAGUGGCAGCAGCGCUGCUGUCGAGGGCGACACCGGCGAGGACGGCGGCAGCGGCCGGGCGCCCGACCCGUGCGGCGUGGCGUAGUAGUACCGACGCCAUGCUAACACGCCCACGGUUUUUUAGCCUACGAGCUAAUGCACACUUGAGCAGAGAGAGCAGCCUGCUGCGCUGCCCUUGUCUGCUGCAGGCGUCUGAACCACGAGCGAUACCGGAGCCGGCCGCGCCGUGUGCGCAGGACGCCAGCAGCGCCCGCGCGCGACGCGGUCUCCUCGUGCCACCUCGUGCCACCGCGUGAGCAGUGGUAAAU
Pelagomonas calceolata is the source of this 1616-nucleotide messenger RNA. The record is from the annotation of a GenBank genome assembly. Lineage: Eukaryota; Pelagophyceae; Pelagomonadales; Pelagomonadaceae.